Molecule: messenger RNA, 1524 nt
Organism: Sebastes umbrosus (honeycomb rockfish)
Lineage: Eukaryota; Metazoa; Chordata; Actinopteri; Perciformes; Sebastidae
Product: fructose-bisphosphate aldolase A-like
Exons: 8
Coding region: 163-1254 (363 amino acids)
Biological process (GO): glycolytic process; fructose 1,6-bisphosphate metabolic process
Cellular component (GO): cytosol
Molecular function (GO): fructose-bisphosphate aldolase activity
Source: RefSeq, a predicted model, not a curated record
GAAAGCCGAGCUCUGAUUGGACGAGCCCGGCGAGGUCCCGCCCCUGUGCUGUUCAUCAGUAACCCCUCCGCCCGGUCUCUCUCUCCAUCUCUGCCCUCUACGACAGCAGCUCUGCAUCUCUCUUCUGCCUCCUGCACGGCGAAACAACCCGACUCAGUCAACAUGACUCAUGCGUGUCCCUUUCUGAGUACUGAGCAGAAGAAGGAGCUCAGUGAUAUCGCUCAGAGGAUCGUAGCUGCUGGAAAAGGCAUCCUGGCAGCCGAUGAAUCCACAGGCAGCAUGGCCAAGCGCUUCCAGGGCAUCAACGCCGAGAACACGGAGGAGAACCGGAGGCUUUACCGCCAGCUCCUCUUCACCGCCGACGAGCGGGUCAACCCCUGCAUCGGCGGCGUCAUCUUCUUCCACGAGACCCUCUAUCAGAAGACGGACGACGGCAAGCUCUUCCCCCAGCUGAUCAAAGAGAAGGGCAUGGUAGUGGGCAUCAAGGUGGACAAGGGUGUGGUUCCCCUCGCUGGCACCAACGCUGAGACCACCACUCAAGGUCUGGAUGGACUCUACGAGCGCUGUGCUCAGUACAAGAAGGACGGCGCCGACUUUGCCAAGUGGCGAUGCGUGUUAAAGAUCACCCCCAACACCCCGUCCGAGCUGGCCAUCAAGGAGAACGCCAAUGUGCUGGCCCGCUACGCCAGCAUCUGCCAGAUGCAUGGCAUUGUGCCCAUCGUGGAGCCCGAGAUUCUUCCAGACGGUGACCACGACCUGCAGCGCUGCCAGUAUGUGACUGAGAAGGUGUUGGCAGGUGUCUACAAGGCACUGUCCGACCACCACGUCUACCUGGAGGGCACGCUGCUCAAACCCAACAUGGUGACUGCCGGGCACUCCUGCUCUAAAAAGUACGCCCCUCAAGAGAUCGCCAUGGCAACUGUUACCGCCCUGCGCCGCACCGUGCCCCCCGCGGUGCCAGGUGUGACCUUCCUGUCAGGUGGUCAGAGUGAGGCAGAGGCCACCAUCAACCUGAACGCCAUCAAUAAGUGCGCACUGCACAAGCCCUGGGCUCUCACCUUCUCUUUCGGCCGGGCCCUGCAGGCCUCUGCACUGAAGGCCUGGGGAGGCAAGAAGGAGAACGGCAAGGCCUGCCAGGAGGAGUACAUCAAGAGAGCUCUGAAUAACAGCAAGGCAGCUCUGGGGAAGUACGAGGCCUCUGGAGAGCAGGGAGCAGCUCAGGAGUCUCUGUUUGUGGCCGACCACGCCUACUGAAGUCAGCCAGGCUGCUUCAUCCCCACCUCAACCCAGUCACCGCACUCCUCCCUACCACACCACCCAGUCACACAGAUUAACCAACCAGUUAGUGAUGAGAGCCUAAUGAGUUCCUGGAUAGAAACGCAUUAGGAUUUGAAAAAGAUGACGACCAUUACGACGGAGUAUUAGGGCCACAUCGAGGGAAAAAAAUUAAAAUCUGAGAUUUUGAGAAUAAAGUCAUAAUAUUACGAGAAAAAAAGUCGUAAUAUUACAAGAAUAAAAUCAUAA